Messenger RNA from Aspergillus mulundensis, 753 nucleotides. RefSeq lists its product as uncharacterized. The record is from RefSeq and is a predicted model, not a curated record. Bases 1 to 753 code for a protein of 250 amino acids. Lineage: Eukaryota; Fungi; Ascomycota; Eurotiomycetes; Eurotiales; Aspergillaceae. The transcript has a single exon.
AUGUCGUUGCCCCCCCCACCUGCACCACCACAACAAAUAACGACGCAGGCUAUUGACGAAAGCUGGUUGGAAGUGUGGCGGAUAGACACUGGGAAACCUAUUCAAUGUGUGGAAAGAGGGUUCGGGUACAUACCGCACGCGCCAUUCGCGCUCAACCAUGACGGAACAAGGCUGGUGCUAUCCGUCGGGCAGAGCACAGCCCCCUCCAGCGGCGGGAACAGAAGCAGCGAUGGAGUUCAAGAGGCUACUAUGGUCGAAGAAUGGGAUUUGAUUACCGGUCAGCACCUAUACACACACAGGCUAGGAGUAUCAUAUCAGAUAUGGGAGAUUGGGUAUUCGUCCGAUGGAUCAACGAUCCAUUUCCGGGCCAGAGGAGCAGAGUCGCAGUACCAAGUGAAACCCGGAAGAUACGGAUAUAUCAUUGUCUGGAAUCCCACCUUUCCCUCUGCCUCAACAGGCACACCCCAAGUGCAUGAGUCAGUCGGACAAGACGCGCAGCUUUCGUUGUCCACUAUAAGGCAAGCGCAUGGGCAUGCGCUUGCAGAAGUCGACCUGGCAGAAGACAUGAAAUGGGUCCGCUUUAAGAACAGGUAUAUCAUGCCUCUUGCGGCAGAGUUCAGGCCCACACUGUCCAAAAAAUACAACACCGCAAAGUCCGGCAGCAAACACAUGAUCGCGAUUCAGAAUAUGGAAAAUAAUGUCAUCAACUUUACAAUUGACGAGGAAACGCUGGGGAAUUGUCCACGUCCGUGA